GGUUUAAUGGAGAACUUGUGCAUUUUAAAGUUCCUGAUGAAGGCCACAUAAGGAGCGCUCUUUGAUUUCUCUUUCCUCACCAUGGAAGCAUCCGGCGGGUCCAGUUUUGGAAUAGACACUAUUUUGUCCAACACACCCAGCUGUGGAAGCCCGGUUCUCAUGAACGGGGAUUUUCGUCUAGGGGACGGCCGGGCCGUGGAUUUCAGGAGCCAGGCCACCCCAUCGCCAUGCUCGGAGAUAGACACCGUGGGAACGGCGCCGUCCUCCCCCAUCUCGGUCACCAUGGAGCACGCAGAAGCCCACCUGCUCCAGGACGGCCUCCAGCAGCAGCAGCAGCAGCAGCAGCAUCAGCAGCAUCAGCAGCAGCAUCACCCGCUCCACGGCCAGCAGCAGCAGCAACAGCAGCAGCAACAGCCCCCCCAGCAGCUCGGAGCAGCCGCCUCUGCCCCCAGGACUGCCACCUCGUCCUUCCUCAUCAAAGACAUCCUGGGCGACGGCAAACCGCUGGCCGCGUGCGCGCCCUACAGCACGAGCGUGCCCUCGCCGCACCACGCGCCGAAGCUGGAGAGCGUCUCGGCCGAGGGGUUCAGACCGAAACUGGAGCAGGAUGACAAGAGCAAACUGGACACGAGAGAGGACAUCCACGGCGACAUGAAGUGCAACGGGACUAAAGAGGAGGGCGACCGGGAGAUCUCGAGCAGCAGGGAGAGCCCCCCGAUUCGGUCCAAGAAGCCCCGCAAAGCGCGGACGGCCUUCUCGGACAACCAGCUGAACCAGCUGGAGCGCAGCUUCGAGCGCCAGAAGUACCUGAGCGUGCAGGACAGGAUGGACCUGGCGGCCGCCCUCAACCUCACCGACACGCAGGUCAAGACCUGGUACCAGAACCGACGGACCAAGUGGAAGAGACAGACCGCUGUCGGAUUAGAGUUGCUCGCCGAAGCUGGGAAUUACUCUGCUUUACAGAGAAUGUUCCCGUCGCCCUAUUUCUACCACCCGAGUCUCUUGGGCACCGUGGACUCCACGACCGCCGCCGCCGCCGCCGCCGCCAUGUACAGCAGUAUGUACCGGACUCCCCCCGCGCCGCACCCGGGUCUUCAGAGACCCCUCGUGCCCAGGGUGCUCAUCCACGGCCUGGGGUCCGGGGGGCAGCCGGCUCUGAACCCGCUGGGCAGCCCCCUCCCCGGGACAGCGCACCCCCGGUAAACACACCCCACAGACAGACCAAACCUCCAGUUCUCAUGUGGACAGCUGGACAGGACUGAAAGAAAGGACAAAAAAAGAACAACAACAAAAACAAAAACGAAAA
Molecule: messenger RNA, 1306 nt
Organism: Scleropages formosus (Asian bonytongue)
Lineage: Eukaryota; Metazoa; Chordata; Actinopteri; Osteoglossiformes; Osteoglossidae
Gene: barhl2
Product: BarH-like homeobox 2
Exons: 3
Coding region: 82-1203 (373 amino acids)
Biological process (GO): regulation of transcription by RNA polymerase II
Cellular component (GO): nucleus
Molecular function (GO): DNA-binding transcription factor activity, RNA polymerase II-specific; RNA polymerase II transcription regulatory region sequence-specific DNA binding
Source: RefSeq, a predicted model, not a curated record